Molecule: messenger RNA, 3465 nt
Organism: Podospora pseudopauciseta
Lineage: Eukaryota; Fungi; Ascomycota; Sordariomycetes; Sordariales; Podosporaceae
Source: RefSeq, a predicted model, not a curated record
CGCAGAUGGCGGCAUCUGCCUGCAAAUGCACAAGUCCCCACACGUCCAACUUCAUGAUGGAUGUGCUGUGGCGAGACCUCCAACACCUUCACGAGGCAUAGUGCCAGGCUGCUGGUGCACAGUCACCACCGAAUGCGCAUUCUGCCACCUCACCACCACCGUGUUUUCACCGCCAAACAAUGAGAUGCCCGCUUUCUCAGGUUGAGCCACCUCAGCACUUUUGCGCCAGCAGCAAUCUCUGCUCUGCGUUCUUCGAACUUCUGGUCUACCAUGGAGUCCGUCGCCGUACUCGCCGUGGCAGGCAAUGUGCUGCAGUUUCUGGAGUUCACUUGGAAGCUUUUCAGCAAUGCUGGAAAGAUCCUAGCGUCAGCUGGAAGUUCUAGCGAGGAAAGUGCUCACCUUGAUGAUAUUUGUCGAACACUGCAAGAUUUCACCACUCAACUCAAACGCGACACCUCUUCUAAUUAUUCCACAAGGAAAUGGGAGCCUAUGCUCACACGUGCCGAUGCGUGCGAGAGGGACUCCGAGAAGCUUUUGGCCAUCACGACAAAGCUAAGGGCGAAGACGCAGAACGGCAAAGCGUCGAAGUGCUGGGCCAGUUUCAAGAUCGCCAUUGCAGAGGUGUGGAAGGCAAAUGAGAUUGAAGCUUUGAUUUCACGGAUCUCCGAUCAUAGGAGCGGCAUCAUUCUUGAGCUAUGUGCUACGACAAGUGAAGUGGUCCAACGGAUGCAGUCUGACCUUCGACAAUGGGAAGCUUUCAACUCUCUAAGACACAAAGAGAUACAUAAUACACUGCAACCCUUAACGAAAUUGGUACAAGGACCCCACGGCUGCCCCAACACUCAACUUCAAGACCUGAACCAACUAUGCAUCGAUCUUCCGGCCUUGUCACUGGAUACUCGACAAUACGUACUUGAGGCCACUGUGUUGAAGUCUCUACAUUAUCCUGAAUUGUCACUCAGGCAUGACAUAAUACCAGAGCCACACGAAGUCACUCUUCACUGGGCAUUCCCACCAUCUCAAGGCAGCAACAUGGACGCCAUUGGUGGCAUUUGCAGUUGGUUAUCAGGGCCCGGAGGACUGUUCUGGGUGUCUGGAAAACCUGGUUCUGGCAAGUCGACCUUUAUCAAAUUCAUUGCCGACAAUAGCAACACUCAAAAGCUGUUGACCCAGUGGUCUAAGGGCCAAGAGGUCAUUCUGGCAGCACAUUACUUCACAAUCUACGGUACUCCAAUCCAGCGGUCUUUGAAGGGCUUGUUUCGGUCCCUUAUUUACAAGAUCCUAUCCCAAGAACCGACUCUCAUUCGAAAGGUGUUGCCACAGCGGUACAAGAACGACAAGAUUCAGGAACCUUGGAAGCAAUCCGAACUUCAGUCUGUCCUGAAGAAGCUUGCUCGAGAACUUGUGCAUUCCAGACUCUGCUUCUUCAUAGACGGCCUGGAUGAAUAUGCAGGAGAUCAGUUGGAUAUCUGCGAGAUCCUCCAAGACCUCUCCCGCUCACCAUGUGUCAAGCUUUGUCCGACCGUGGAACGUUUCGAGAAUGCGCUGGGAGGGGACACAGACUCGAAGCUGUAUAUGCAGGAUGUCACCCGAACCGACAUACAACAAUAUACGAAGACCAUGCUACGGUCUCACCCUCGUUGGGACAGCCUUGUCUCUGAGGCCGGCAGCGACAAAACAGACUCCCUGGUUCAGCAGAUCAUCGACAAAUCAAGCGGGGUGUUUCUUUGGGUGACGCUUGUGACUAGGCUUCUCCGCGAGGGCCUUACCAACGACGACAGUAUUCAAGAUCUGAAUAGACGUCUUGAAAACUUUCCUAGCGAGUUGGAACCGUUUUUCAGGCUCAUACUUGACUCGGUAGACCCUUUCUACCGAGAUCGAAUGGCGAGAGCACUUCUUUUUGCUUUGCAUGCGCAAAAGCCCCUUCAUAUACAGAUGUACAUGUUCCACGACAGAGAGUACGAGGAAGAAGAUUAUGCCCUCGGCGAGCCAGAGAGGAUGAUAGCUACCCUACAGCAACGAACAUCUCAGGCAGCCCGUGUCUUUCGGCGCGUGAACGGCUGGUGUAAGGGUUUGCUAGAACGCAAUCAUGAUCAGAUUGAGUUUCUCCACCGAACUCUUUAUGACUUUAUCGCCACCCCCGAGAUGCAGCAAACGCUGAAAGAAAAGGCAAAAACCAACAAUACCGAUUUCUGCCCGCUUCUCUCUCUUCUGAGAGCUUCAAUAGCCCACACAAAACGGUCUUGCUGGCUUCAGCCGCCUGCAUUCACUUCCUACGUAACGGCCCCGAAAGCCGAAGAUCCACUGGUUGCCCUAACCCCUUUCGCCAAGAUGGUAAAGGAUAUGAUGGACUAUGCUAGGAGGUUGGAAUCUAUGGGCGGAGAGACCCUUCUUUCCACUACCACCUUACUGGACAACAUGGACAUGAGCAUUGGCACAGUGGAGGCGAAUGGUGAAGUGCGUGAUACCAAAACCAUCACAAUAGCACGCGUGUUAUAUCGCUACCACGUCCUGGGAGCUGGUUUGGCGCGGUAUUUAGCCACAAAACUGCCGAGCACCACCUACUUUGAUAGGUCGUCGUUCGCUCUAUUCAUAUGCCAAUCUCCACUGUCGGUUAUUUUUGAACGUUCGCCCUCCAGCAAGGAGGCUUUUGGGUGGGUUGCUAAAGCCAUCAUGGAUUCCGGGUACAGCCCCAACGACUCCUUUCUUCCAAGUGAGGGUGGGCGAGAGAUGGAGUGCAAUAUUCUCUCCGCAAUGUGUAUCAUCACACACUACACACGAAUUUUCUCUCUUCGUCAGGGCACACCAUGGCAACAAUUGGUCGAAAUGACAACUUCAAUCGUCCUUGGGAAUGAAAACACGUCAUCGCCUCCAAAAACAUUGUCAGACUUCAUGACAGCUUUGGAACACGAUGCAUUUCUUCUUCUACUUGGAUAUGGUGCAAAUGUUAACAGUCUGGCCCUUAUUAAGGUCAGAGGAGAAACGUUCACGAUCCCCAUAUGGCUAAAUUUCUUGCUCUACACGGUUUACCUUCCUUUUUUCUCGAAACAUACGACAGCUUAUGAGACAACCCUAGAUCAGAUGUUGAAGGCUGCCGAGCCAGAGACUUGGUCACAAAAUCUCCGAGGUGCCGACCAUCAACACAAUGUUCCACAACUCAUCAAGGACUUGGCUGGUGGCCGUACGGUGCUUCAAACAUUUGCAAAGUCACUCUCUAGACUGACUCGAGUUGAAAGAGGUAAAUUUGCUGGUGGUGGAGAUUUGGUUGUCAGAAUAUUGCCCGAAAGCCUCAACAAGGAGGCUUUCGCCUUGUUGGAACCACUGGGUCUCAAUGUUGUGAUGGUGGAGGAGCUCCGGCGUGAUUGUGAGAACAUGAUACCUGCGAGAGGUGCCAAGCGGGGUUUGUCGGUAGCAAAGUUUGCGACUGAUGAUGUUCGUGACUGGAAAAUAGCCAAGCGACUUUAA